UUGGUUAAAAGUUGAUAAUAUUUUUAUUUUUUUUUGAAACAAAACUUGAUGAUAAUAUGAUAUCAUUGCAACCCUCUAUAUGCUUCUAAAAAUGUUGCCUUUUGUUGAUUUAAAGCAGUAUGGAUUCAGAGUGAUUUGGGAGGGAGUAAUAAAUUUUUUAUUUAUAGACUUGCUGAUUAAAAUUAAUUCCUUGUAAAAGUAGGUGAUGGAAUUAACUUCCCCUUCCAAAUUCUUAUUGUACUGAAGCACAUGGCAAUGAAUAAAAGGACCAAACAAAUGAACAGUGCCAGAAAUUGAUUACACAUACAGGACACAGACCUUAAGUCCUUAAUUGACAAUGUGAUAAUUUCUUAAAUUCAAGAAAAGAUUAACUUGAUAUGCAAUCAAAGAAAAAUAUACCCUUAUCUUGAUAUGAUGUUGCUAAAAUGCAAAUGAAUCUGGUUCACAAACUUAUAGUCCAAAAACUUUAAAGUCAACAACUGCGUACUACUACUAAUUCUACAACUCCUUAUUUCAUUGUUGCCAAAAGAACAUUCUUACUUAGAAAAAGUGGCUAAUCUAAGUGAAUCUGACACUGCAAACCCACCAAGUUACUGGAAAAUGAGUAAGACUGAUUUUUUCCCAGGAGAGUCCUUUAAAAACUGGAGUGCCUACAGAUCUGCAGUCUCGCAGACGUGCCACCGGUUCACAGACCGUCUUAUGAGUCGUUCAAAUGAUGCGAAUGAGCUUGGUGAUAUUCGACAGCAGAGUAAGAACGAUAUGAAGCGUUGCCUGAAUUGGUGGGAUUUAAUCUGGUUCGGGUUUGGAUCAGUGAUCGGUGCAGGAAUAUUUGUUCUUACAGGCAAAGAAGCCCAUGAUGAUGCUGGACCUGCUAUUGUCAUGUCUUAUUUGGUUUCAGGUUUCUCAGCAAUGCUUUCUGUGUUCUGCUAUACAGAAUUCGCGGUAGAGAUUCCCGUCGCAGGUGGUUCAUUUGCUUAUCUGAGAAUAGAAUUGGGAGAUUUUGCUGCAUUCGUAGCAGCAGGUAACAUUCUGUUAGAAGGAAUUGUUGGGAGUGCAGCAGUUGCAAGAGGUUGGACCUCUUAUUUCACAACUUUGUUGAAUCUUCAGCCGAAUUCUUUAAGGAUUCAUACUGAUCUUUCUCAAGGGUUCAACAUGUUGGAUCCUAUUGCAGUUGGAGUUCUUAUAAUUUCGUCUACAAUCGCUAUCAUCAGUACUCGGAAAACUUCCAUCUUUAACUGGAUUGCAUCAGCAAUAAACACUGCUGUGAUAUUCUUUGUGAUCAUUGCAGGACUUUUACACGGAAAAACAUCAAAUAUGACCCCAUUUCUUCCCUAUGGAGUAAAAGGGAUCUUUCAGGCAGCUGCAAUCAUCUACUUUGCUUAUGGUGGAUUCGAUACAAUAGCCAACCUGGCCGAGGAAACAAGAAACCCAGCAGUAGAUAUACCAAUAGGAUUACUCGGGUCUAUGUCCUGUAUCAUAGUGAUAUACUGCUUGAUGGCUCUUUCACUGAGCAUGAUGCAGCCUUACUCAAGUAUAGACCCUGAUGCAGCAUACUCACUGGCGUUCCAGAGUGUGGGAUUGAAGUGGGCAAAGCCGCUGGUAGCUCUUGGUGCACUAAAGGGAAUGACAACAGUACUACUGGUGGGAUCACUAGGCCAAGCCCGAUACAUGACUCAUAUAGCACGAGCACACAUGAUCCCACCAGUAUUUGCUUUUGUACACCCGAAAACAGGCACUCCUAUAAAUGCCACACUCUUAACAACCAUAUUAAGUGCCAGCUUUGCAUUCUUCUCAAGCUUAGACACAUUGUCAAGCUUGUUAUCUAUCAGCACUUUGUUUAUCUUCAUGAUGAUGGCGGUAGCACUCCUCGUGAGAAGGUACUACGUGAAAGGUGUCACCAGUCACAAAAAUCUGAGAACACUAAUUGGUUUAUUGCUGAUCAUCAUUGCUGCUUCGAUAGGUAGUGCAGCUUAUGGGAGUUCAAAUCCUAAAGGUUGGUUAGCGUAUACUAUAACAGUCCCGUGUUGGUUAUUGGCAACCAUGGGUAUAGCACUCAAGCUGCCUCAACAGCGUACAUCAAAGGUCUGGGGUGUUCCUUUGGUCCCGUGGCUUCCAUCCUUAUCUAUCGCCAUCAAUGUGUUUCUGAUGGGUUCAUUAAGGGCUGAAGCUUUCAUUAGAUUUGGCAUUUGUACUGCUGUAAUGUUGAUCUACUAUGUACUCUUUGGUCUCCAUACAACUUACGACUUGGCACAUCAGGAACACUUGGAAAUUCAGAAGGUUCCUGACAACAGCACAGUUUGAUCAGGAUAGCAGGGUUUGGUUUAUAGGAAGCCUAAAAAUUGUGAGGCCAGUCGAUGAUUUAGAAGAAUUAUGUAAAUAAUCCUUCUAUCUGAUUAUCACAAACAUUGGAGUAGUUUAAAUUACACUGUUAUUGUGAGUUUGAUGCAGGGAAUAUAUACAAAUCUAAUAAUAAGAUUUUAAUAUACAAAUAAUAUUUGCAA
Molecule: messenger RNA, 2501 nt
Organism: Chenopodium quinoa (quinoa)
Lineage: Eukaryota; Viridiplantae; Streptophyta; Magnoliopsida; Caryophyllales; Amaranthaceae
Product: cationic amino acid transporter 5
Exons: 1
Coding region: 601-2301 (566 amino acids)
Biological process (GO): amino acid transport; transmembrane transport
Cellular component (GO): plasma membrane
Molecular function (GO): L-lysine transmembrane transporter activity; L-glutamate transmembrane transporter activity
Source: RefSeq, a predicted model, not a curated record